Molecule: messenger RNA, 4471 nt
Organism: Myxocyprinus asiaticus (Chinese sucker)
Lineage: Eukaryota; Metazoa; Chordata; Actinopteri; Cypriniformes; Catostomidae
Product: prostaglandin E2 receptor EP4 subtype-like
Exons: 2
Coding region: 319-1719 (466 amino acids)
Biological process (GO): cellular response to prostaglandin E stimulus; negative regulation of inflammatory response; positive regulation of cytosolic calcium ion concentration
Cellular component (GO): plasma membrane
Molecular function (GO): prostaglandin E receptor activity
Source: RefSeq, a predicted model, not a curated record
AAAAAACGUGUGUCAGUUUGGUGAGACAGAAGGCAACUGUGGACUACACACCUAACCAACCAGAAACAGAGGGCUCGACUUGUGAAAACUCGCAUGUAUAUACGACUCAAAAUGUAUCCUUAUGCGAAACAUUUAGUAAUGUAUCCUUAUCCGUAAAGACCCUUGGAAUGUACAUUUACGUUCAUUUGAGUGUGAGAAAAGUAUGAUUGUGGGAUUUUUGACAUCGCGCACUGACUGCGCGCGAUUGGGUAAGUCCUCAGUUUAAGAGAUAUGCAUCUAAAGCGCCUGUAAACUGACAUUUCUGACUUCACCAUCAACAUGCUUGUGAGAAACAACUCGGUGAUGAUCAACGAGCAGAACAGUAAAGGUCGGGACCCGACCAUUCCGGUAAUUAUGUUUAUAUUCGGUGUUGUCGGCAACGUGAUUGCUAUUGUAGUGCUUAGAAAGUCACGGAAAGAGCAAAAGGAGACUACUUUUUACACUCUGGUGUGUGGACUUGCUGUAACCGACCUGUUGGGUACGCUGCUGGCGAGUCCUGUUACCAUUGCCACCUACGUGAAUGGUGUGUGGCCCGGUGGGGUACCGCUGUGUCAGUAUUCCGGAUUCAUUUUGCUCUUCUUCUCCUUGGCUGGACUUAGUAUUAUUUGUGCCAUGUCCAUUGAGAGGUACCUCGCCAUCAAUCACGCGUAUUUCUACAGCCACUACGUGGACCAGAGGGUGGCAGGUUUGACGCUCAUGGCCAUCUAUGCGUCCAACGCGCUCUUCUGUGCGCUUCCCACUAUGGGACUGGGGAGUGUGGUGCAUCAGUAUCCAGGAACGUGGUGUUUCAUCGACUGGCGGAGCAACGACAGCACGAACGCCACUUUCUCCUACAUGUAUGCAGGCGUGAGCUCCGUUCUCAUCCUCGCCACCGUUAUCUGUAACGUGCUGGUGUGCGCGGCGCUGUUAAUGAUGCACAAGCGCUUCGUGCGCAGGACCUCGCUUGGCACGGACCAGGGGCGCAUCGCGGAGAUCAGGCGCAGGCGGAGUUUCGCCCAUCUGGCUGGCGCAGAGAUUCAGAUGGUUAUCGUCCUCAUAGCCACCUCUAUAGUCGUACUCAUUUGCUCCAUUCCAUUAGUGGUGCAGGUGUUUGUAAACCAGCUGUACUGUUCCCCUGUGGAGAUGAUAAUAGAGCAGAACCCAGACCUUAAAGCUAUCCGAAUUGCCUCUGUAAAUCCCAUUCUUGACCCCUGGAUCUACAUCUUGCUUAGGAAGACGGUUGUGCAGAAGCUUCUAGAAAAGAUAAAGUGCCUCUUCUGCCGUAUCGAUGGGCGAAGUCAUGGGAGGAACCCUACAGAUUUCCACUGUAGUAGUGGUGUCCACAAUUUGUCAGUUGUGUCUAGGGAUUUGCCUAAGCUGCCAGAGGUUAUCAGCACAUCACAGACGUACCUUCACUCUCUGGAGGGGGUGCAGGAGAAAGGGUCCUCCACUCAUUCCGUGCAAAGUGGGACUUGUUCAGCUUCAACCAAACAAGCGCUUCUGUGCGACUCUAAGGGGUUGGACCUCAGUAGUGGACACAGCUCCAACAACAGGACAGAAAGUAGGGAAUGUAGAACAGACUUUCUGAAAAUGCACUUGCUCACACACUCCAGCCCAAAUGAGAUGCAGUGUUCCAAGCACCAGCCCUUACAAGUAACAUUUAAAGAUGAGACUCUUACCUUACAAGAAAGGCACAUAUGAAAGAUGCUCUGAACAGAAUGCCAGCCAUGUGGAGGGAGCUUUUCAACAGUGCCCAAGAAACUCUUGAUUUUUAUUAAAAGCUUGAUUGACCAGAGCAUGAUUUCUGUUGGUGGUAUACAUUUCAAGAGCUUGAUGUGAGUGUUUUCAAAUGGAACCAUAACUUCUCAGUGCAAAUAAUGUGCAAAAUAUGGAGUGGUGGUGGCGUAGUGGACUAAAGCACUGAACUGGUAAGUGGAAGGUUGUUGGUCCAAUCCCCACAGCCACCACCAUUGUGUCCUUGAGCAAGGCACUUAACUCCAGGUUGCUCCAGGGGGACUGUCCCUGUAAUAAGUGCGCUGUAAGUUGCUUUGGAUAAAAGCGUCUGCCAAAUGAAUAAAUGUAAAAUGCAAAUACUGAAAGGAAAACUCCCCAAGAACGGAUAUUUAAGAGAACUGUACCAGUCAAAGCAUUAAACUAAAGUUUCUGUAACCAACCAUGAUGGUUCGAGGAACAUAUAAAAUUAAACAAAAAUGAAAAUUCUCUCAUCAUUUAUACUCACCCUUAUGCCAUCCCACAUGUGUAUGGCUUUCUUUCAUCUGCAGUAAAUUAAGAUCUUUAAAGAAUUUCUCAGCUCUUUUGGUCCAUACAAUGCAAGUGAAUGGGUGCCAAAAUUUUGAAGCUCCAAAAAAAUCAGCAUAAAAGUAAUCCAUACGACUCCAGUGGUUAGAUCAAUAUCUCCAGAUGCGAUAUGAUAGGUGUAUAAAUUCUCCUCCCUGAUCAGUCAAUCUCCACUUUAACUUUCACAUUCUUCUUCUUCUUCGCCCUGUACUGGGUAGGUAUAAGAAUUUAUAACAAAUAUAGACUAAAUAUUGAUCUGUUUAUCACCCACACCUAUCAUAUCACUUCUGAAGACAUAGAUUAAAAUACUGGAGUUGUACGGAUUACUUUUAUGCUGCCUUUAUUUGCUUUUUGGAGUGAAAAAUGUUGGCACCCAUUCACUUGCAUGAAUGUAGCUCUACAGAGCUGAGAAAUUCUUCCAAAAAUCUUUGUUUGUGUUCUGCUGAAGAAAGAAAGUGAUACACAUCUGGGAUGGCAUGAGGGCGAGUAAAUGAUGAAAUAAUUUUUAUUUUUGUGUGAACAAAUCCCUUUAAGUCUUCUGAGAGAUUUCAGUGGAUAGGUACAUUGGCUUCUUUUUCUGGAAAUAACUAAUUUAAAUAGAUAUGUCUGUAGUUAAGCAACAGUAUAUGCAGUGAGUAUACAAAAGCUCUGAUAAAUGUGUCUCAACUAGAAAGAAAACUGCAGAGAAGGCUAAUUUUGACCAGAGAAAAUUCAGAAUUUGAUUCAGGGGGAGGGAAAGCGAUCCCACCCUGUUUUGAUGGAUGACCUUGUGAGCAAAUAUCUCUGCGUUAAGUUCCCUUUUGCAGACAUUCUGUUAAGAUCUUGAUAAGGUCGUAAGUUAAACCAGCCAGUGUGCCAAAGUGUCAUGUUCUCGUGCUGAAACUCCUGCAGCUUGCAUAAUCAAAUAUUUCCAUUUCCUUACGUUAAGGUGAGCAGACAAUCAUACAAACACAUUGAUGCAUAAACAACUCUCCACUAUUUUAAACUUGUACUUAUGUAAAAGAGUACAAUAUAGCUAGACGUAACUGUACAUUCUUUGGGAAUCCCAUAAUAUGUACAUUAUUCUGUGAAUUUACCAAGCAAUUUUAUAUCCACAUGUUUAAAGACAAUAUGAUCUUUACAAAAUACCUUAGCACUAAAUCACAACAUACAAAGUAUGAGCACAACAAUUCACAGCAUUUCAUUUUCUAAAGAGGUUUUUUUUUUCUUUUUAAGUAGAUACAGAUGAUAGAAUGUAUACCAAGGAGAUGAUGAAAGCUACAGACAUCUAAAAUGUCUUUUUUGAGGUCAUACAUGUUGCACUUUUAAACCCUAGUAACCACUGAAAAAUAAAAAAAAUUGAUCACUAUGGCCUUGAUCAGUCAGUGGUCGUCAAGGAGGAAUUGAGUCAAUCUGUACAUAUUUGUGAUGCUAAAAUGUGAAUGCCAUUUCAUUGUAUUUGAUUUAAUUUAUUGUAGAAUUUUUAGACAAUCUAUUGACUGUAGGUAUUUCUUCUCUGUGAGAAGGUCAAAUUUGACAUAUUUCUAUCCUUGUCAAAGCAAUUAUAUGAAAAGGUUUAUUUCAUUUUACAUAUUUUAUGUGCAUCAAAAACAAUGCGAGGUGUGAUUCAAACUGUACUUAUGGCAAUGCACCAUCAUCUGUUGCGUGUGUAUAAAUGAUUAAACAUUACAAUGUAUAUUUACCUCUAUUGAUUUUUUUAGACAUAUUGCAAGACAUGAAUUUUAAACUUUGUCUUACUUAAUACCCUUGAUGAAUAGACUAUUCAAAAUGCACAAUAGCUAUCUAAUGCUUAAAUAAAUUGUGGCACUGAGAUGUCAAAUAGAUCACCAAAAACAGAAACCCAGUGGUAUCUGCUUUCUCACUAACACCCAUUAUGAUAAUCUGAGCAAAGUAGCCUUAAAAAAAAAUUUAAGGCAUCAUAAAGUUCUCAGUAUUACAAAGCAGUUAUUCUUCCAUAUUGACUGCAGCUGUACUAAACAAGACAUUCUCCACUUCUAUUGGCAAUCGAAGGCAAAUUAUUUAUUAAGUAAUUUGUAGGAUGAUUAUUCAUUAUUUGAUCCAUUAUUGCAUCACUGUUUAAAAAUUGUUUUAUUGUCUACAAAAGUCACUUUUAAGGAAAAUAAAGAAACUGAAGUGAGUUGCUUCAUAUUUCUUA